Messenger RNA from Emiliania huxleyi CCMP1516, 378 nucleotides. RefSeq lists its product as hypothetical. The transcript has 4 exons. NCBI's taxonomy places the organism in Eukaryota, Haptophyta, Isochrysidales, Noelaerhabdaceae. The record is from RefSeq and is a predicted model, not a curated record. Bases 1 to 378 code for a protein of 125 amino acids.
AUGCUGCGGAAAGGGCAGAGCAAGCGUGGGCACGCAUUGGUCGGGUUCCAUGCUGCAGCCGCGAGCCCCGCGCCGCCGAUGAAGAAGCUGCGGGCCGGCAGUAGCCACGCCGACCCGCCGCUGCGCAUUGGGCAAAGCGCGAGCCCAGCAACGCCGCAAACACGGCGCUUCUCGCCGCCCAAGCAACAGCAGCAACAGUGGCAGCGAAUCUUCGCGUCGCUGGCUGUGAUCGCGGCCGAGGCGGAUGGGCUCGGGCGGGUGCUGCCUGGCGGCGCGCCGGCAAAGGAGCCUGCCGAGGCGGGGGCGAUCGGCGAGGCGGCGCUGAUUGAAGUAAAGGGGAAUGAUGCAGCUGCCUGCCAGAGCAGACAGAUUCCUUAA